Molecule: messenger RNA, 1716 nt
Organism: Rotaria socialis
Lineage: Eukaryota; Metazoa; Rotifera; Eurotatoria; Philodinida; Philodinidae
Source: the annotation of a GenBank genome assembly
AUGGCUUUACUCGAAGAUCCAACUAUUCAACGUAUUCUCGAUGAAGUUAACAAAGCUGCUAGCGGUGGAAUAUUUGGUAUGGCUGGUAAUUAUGUAUCAAAACCAAGAGAAACAAUGACACCAUUUGAAUCAAAACUAUUAUCAUCUGAAAAUAGUAGUUGUAAUCAUAAUCAAGCACCACUUUUUUAUACAACACCAGAAAUGCUCGGUAUGGAAGAAUUAAAAAAUUUUGAUCAUAGCAUUAAUUUAAACUCAAUACCAUCUAUGGUACCUGUGGCAAAAUCAACUAGUUUUGAUUUUUAUAGUUCAGCCUACUAUAAUACAACACCAAGUAAUUUUUUAUCACCUUAUGAAAAUUGCAAUGGUAUUACACAAUUGAAUAUAAAAAAUCAAUUAUUCAAUAAUAAUCCAACACGUAGUAGAUCCACUGUUUCAUCAACUAAUAAUGAUAUAUUACUUGAACGUCAUCAGCAUCAUUCUCAACAAUAUCAUUCAAUACCAUCGACAAGUAUACCAAAUCUUGGUCUAAAUAUUCGUGCAACAUCUCAAUCAGAUAAAGUACCAACUGAGAAUAUCAAUUUAAGUGAGCUUUCAUUAACAUCUGAACAAAUGUCUACUGCUGCAAUAAAAAAUGUAUCAACAUCAACAAGAAGUUUACUUGUUGAUAAAGAAGAGAAAAAUACAUUUAAAUUAAAUAAUAGUAAUGAUGAUAUUGAUCGAGACAAUCUAAAUUCUCCUGGUCAAAUUUUUUAUGAUCCAAAUCCUCAAAUUAUUCAACGUAAAGGUUCUCAUUCCGUAACAUAUAAACAAAAUAUAAUUGUUCGAUUUUUACAACCACCGCCAAUUCCGAAUGCUGGCCCACUCAUCAUUAAAGAAGUUCGUCCUCCGCAAACUUCUCCACUUCCACCACUUGUUAUUAAACAACGUCCAACUCCACCAAAAACUCCACCACCGCUUAUUAUUCGAGAAAAACCACCACCACUUCCUUCAAGUGUGGCAACAAAAGUGAUAACACGACAAUUACCGCCAGAACCUGCACCACCACGAGCUGUUAUUAUCGAACGUUUACCUCCAUUACCAUCGAAACCUCGAGAUAUUAUCAUUGAACGUUGGUUACCCUAUGAAAUACUCGAUAGAAAACGUAAAGUUAUCGUACAGCGUGCACCAAAAUCUAUUAAAGAACAUCCAUCACCAAAAAAUAUCAUCAUAACUUAUGAACCAGUUCAUGCAAAAAUUGUUCGAAAUUUUCAAAAACAAGAUGUUACUCGUGAAGAUCCACAAGCAUAUGCAAAACGUUAUGGUUCACAAUUGUAUGAUUCUAACCUUGUCAUACAACAAGCACGUGCCGCUGGUAUUCUUGAAGAUCUCAACCCAACUGGCUCAUCUGUUUCAAUGAUGUCAGAUAGUGGCCAUACAACUACCACAGACUAUCAAAUGCCAACAACAAUAUCAGUAGAUGAACAUCAACAACAACAAAAUAUUAUUGAGAAUAAUGAAAAAACCGAAGAAAAUAAUGAACACACAGGAGAACUACGUGAUGUAGAACCAAAGAUUGAAGCACCAUCACUAUCAACUGUUCAUAUUGAUGAACACGAUCAAGACGAAGAUAUCUUGGUUGAAGAAAACGUUACACCAUUCUAUAUGAAUUCAGGCGAAGAUCUACAACAAACACUUCAUCGUUUAGGUAUUGAUUAUGUCACAAAAUCGAACACGUGA